This is a messenger RNA of Gekko japonicus, 4371 nucleotides long. It is a transcript of the gene WNK4, whose product is annotated as WNK lysine deficient protein kinase 4. Gene Ontology annotation, cellular component: cytosol; cytoplasm. Bases 1 to 3669 code for a protein of 1222 amino acids. The record is from RefSeq and is a predicted model, not a curated record. The transcript is spliced from 22 exons. Gene Ontology annotation, molecular function: protein serine/threonine kinase activity; potassium channel inhibitor activity; chloride channel inhibitor activity. Lineage: Eukaryota; Metazoa; Chordata; Lepidosauria; Squamata; Gekkonidae. Gene Ontology annotation, biological process: protein phosphorylation; positive regulation of potassium ion import across plasma membrane; intracellular signal transduction.
AUGGCUGCAACUGCUGGUCUCUGUCCCGCAGGCUCCGACCGCGCUACGUCACCACGCUGCCACGUCGCCCGGACCAGUCACCGCCCGGGUCGCUCGCUGCUUGCCGCCAGCCCUGCCGCCAUGUUUCUCUGCCGGAUUGCUGCUCGCCGUUCACUGCCACUGUUCCGCCGCCCAGCCGAUGGGCACAAGCCACCUUUUUCCAGUUCCACAAACCAAACCAUGAACCGAUACAAACUUGAGAGCGGGCGCUUAGCAGGGGGGCUGCCCGAGAGGCGCGGCCUGCCGCCGGAGCGGGACCCCAGGGCCGGGGCAGGCCCGGAGCCCGCGCUGGGAUGUGGCCCGCGAGCCGAAUGCCACGCCGCCCGCCCCGCGCCCCGGCCGCCGUCGCAGGAGGAGGAGGAGAACGAGGAGGAGGCCGAGACCCGCGCCGUGGCCACCUCCCCCGACGGCCGCUUCCUCAAGUUCGACAUCGAGAUCGGGCGCGGCUCCUUCAAGACCGUCUACAAGGGCCUCGACACCGAGACCACCGUCGAGGUGGCCUGGUGCGAGCUGCAGACACGGAAGUUGUCCAAGGUGGAGAGGCAGCGCUUCAGUGAGGAAGUGGAGAUGCUGAAAGGGCUCCAGCACCCCAACAUCGUCCGCUUCUACGACUCCUGGAAGUCCUCUGUCAAGGGGCAGGUCUGCAUUGUGCUGGUCACGGAGCUCAUGACUUCAGGCACCCUCAAAACGUACUUGAAGCGCUUCAAGGAGAUGAAGCUGAAGGUUCUUCAGCGCUGGAGCAGGCAGAUUCUGCGGGGGCUCCAUUUCCUGCACACCCGCUCCCCUCCAAUCAUCCACCGUGACCUGAAAUGCGACAACGUCUUCAUCACGGGGCCUACUGGCUCUGUAAAAAUCGGGGACCUCGGCUUGGCCACACUUAAGCGUGCAUCGUUUGCCAAGAGCGUCAUAGGGACCCCAGAAUUCAUGGCACCAGAGAUGUACGAGGAGAAGUAUGACGAAGCAGUGGAUGUUUACGCCUUCGGCAUGUGCAUGCUAGAGAUGGCAACAUCUGAGUAUCCUUACUCAGAAUGCCAGAACGCAGCUCAGAUCUAUCGCAAGGUCACCUCGGGCAUGAAGCCCAACAGUUUCUACAAAGUGAAGGUGCCUGAGCUGAAGGAGAUCAUCGAGGGCUGCAUCCGGAUGGACAAGAGAGAGAGAUACACCAUCCAGGAUCUUCUGGAUCACUCCUUCUUCCAGGAGGACACGGGUGUCCAUGUGGAAUUGGCUGAAGAGGAUGAUGGGGUGAAGUCCAACCUGAAGCUUUGGCUGCGGAUGGAUGACUCCAAAAAUCUGCAUGGGAAGUAUAAGGACAACAAUGCCCUGGAGUUCCAUUUCGAGCUUUAUAAGGAUGUGGCUGAGGAAGUUGCCCAGGAAAUGGUCAUGCUGGGCUUUGUCUGUGAGGCAGACUACAAGCUGGUGGCCCGAGCGGUGCGCGAGAGGGUCCUUGCUAUCAAGCGCCAGCGCGAGAAGGCCAGGCAGGCGCAGAAGAGGCAGGAGAAGGUGUCCACGCCCCCUCCGGAUAUCCUGCAUCUCCUGGAGUUGGGCUCCUCCCCACUUCUCGGCCCCGCCCAGGCCUCCACGCCGACCACACCGGGAUCCCGGGAUUCAGCACUUGGGCCAACUUUCCCACCAGAGCCAGAAGAACCCGAGGUUGACCAGCACCAGCCCUUCCUGUACCGGCACAGCUAUUCCUCUGCCACGUCGGACUGUGAGACCGAUGGCUACCUGAGUUCCUCUGGAUUUGUGGAUUCGCGCGACGUCCCGCAGAGUCUCCCCAGCCCAGGAGCUGCCCCAGAGCCCUCCUUCACUUCGAGCAUUGCGGUGAGCCUGCACCCUGUCUCCACCAGUGACUUCUCUUCCCCCCUGGACAGCUACACAUCAGAUGUGGCGUCCGGCUUGAGUGACGGCUAUGAAGGUCUGUCUGCUGGAGAGUGCCGCGUGAAGCCUUCGGUCAAGCGCGGGCCUGGAAGGCUGCUGAGACGGCGUGCCCGACCUCGCCUGCGCAUCACAAAUAUCUCAGACCAGAAUGACCGGGUGGUCGAGUGCCAACUCCAGACUUACAAUAACAAGAUGGUCACCUUUAAGUUUGACCUGGAUGGGGACAGUGCAGAGGAGAUUGCGUCCGUCAUGGUUGCCAAGGAGUUCAUCCUGAAAUCAGAGCAGGAUGGGUUCAUCCGACGAAUCCACGAUAUAAUCCAACGUGUGGAGACCUUCCUGUGCAAAGAGGGGGAGAGCAAAGACCAGGAGGCGGCGGGCAGCCCAGAGGUGCAGGGCCUCUCCUCUCCUCUCGCUGGUGGUGGCUUCUCGGGCCAGCUGCAAGGCCUUUCGCGCUCCAUCUCCUCAUCCUCAUCUCUGAGCGGUGCCCCUAGCAUAGCUGCACAGACCUGGACCUCUCGCCCCGCGGUGCCAGCGACUCCUCCCUACCUGCUCCCAGUGUCCCAACCGAUCCCCCCACCAGGCGCCCUCCCUCCUCCCGUGUCCCUCGCUUUACCCACUGUCCCCUCUGUUGGCACUACUGGGCACACACCCCCUCUCCCUCUCUGGACCUCCUCUCCUUCCCCUUCACCAUCCCUGUUCUCUCUUGCCAAUGUCUUCUCCCUAGCCGUGAUGAGUGUGGCCCAGUCGCUUCUGCCAGCUGUUUCUGGAGUCCCUGCCCAGGCAGGCCCUGUCUACACCUCCCCUGUCCCACAGUCACCAGGGCCCUGCCCACCCAGCCAGGCUGCUGCCCAUUUCAUCUACCCGGAGACGGUGCCUCCCACUCAACCGGCCCCACUGGCCAAUGGGCUCUUUGGGCCGCAGGCGUCUCCGCUGCCCUCCGACACCUCUGCUGCGGAGAGUCCUGACAACAGCCUGGCAACCUCUUCCGCCUUCCUCCAUUCCGGUUCACACCUCGUUGGAUCGGAUUCUCCUGCCCCCACCUCCCACCUCGCCCGGCUCUUCCCCAUCAGUGAAGAGCCCAAGCCACAGAUCCUGGGCCGCUUCUGCGUGACGCCAACCCGGGAUGUGCCCCCUGAGAUCCCUCCGAAGGCCGACGGGCCCACCUCCUCCAGCGCCUCAGAGUCGGGCAGCGAGUCUCCAGGCGGGACCCCAGUCCAGGAGGCAGAGGAGGGCACCACGCCGGUGGCGGAAGGAGAGGGGGAAGGGGAUGCCCAUUCCAGCACCCACGUCUGGGUGAACUACCUGUACAGCACCUCCUAUCCGAGCAGCGACGAUACGGACAGUGCUGAAGACGACGACGUCUGGGAGGAGCUGCAGCUCUUGCGCCAGAAGCACCUGUCUGAAGUAGAGAUGCUCCAGGCCCAACAGAAGCAAGAAAUUGAGGAACUGUAUGCCCGCCUGGGCAAGGUGCCGCCUCCUGGCAUCGUGUGCCCAGCCGCCAUGCUCUCCAGCCGCCAGCGCCGCCUCUCCAAAAGCAGCUUCAGCCUCUUCCCGCGGCGCAACAGUCUGCAGCGCCUGGACAUGGGGCAGCCCCAAGGGAUCAUGAGGAGGAAUUCUGUCAGCGGCGGGAGCAGCAGUCUCUCCCAGGAGCUGCGGCAGAGCAAGGGAGUGACCUUUGCCAGUGACGUCGGAUGCCUGAUCAUUGGCUGCCUGGAUGUGGCGCGAGCCCUGCUUUGGAACCUGUGCAGAUAGUAGCCGUCCUGUCUGUAGACUCUUACGUGGACUACCUCAGCCUGCUGCCCACCGCCCAAGGACAGGAGCAGACAGCCCGGGACUCUGCCCGUGAGCAACGCCCUCCGCAGUGGGAGACUGACGCAGCAGCUGCCUUGUGCCACGUGCCGCCCCCGACCGCGCCAGAGCAGUGGAAGGGACGGAGCCUGGAGGUGGCGGGACAGCCCCGGGGGGGGGGGGACUCGGCCUGCCCUGAGCGAGCAGAGAGGGGGCGGCCUCCCACUGCCAGCUGCACCCAGAAGCCACGGCCCUUUGGCUCAGGGACACCUCGUGUACCGAGGGCAGGGUGCCUGUGCCUCCAGUGCCAGCUCUCGAAGGGGGGAGGCCGUAGCAGAAGCAGGGUGGCCUGCGCCUGAGGGCAGAGCCGUUGCGCUGUGAUGCAGCUCCUCCUGCUCCCAGCCAGAUCGAAGCGGGUUGACGCAGAUGCCGGGAAGGACGCUGGCAAAGGCAAGCCGUGCAGGUGCCUUUCUUGGCUUAGUUCCCAGAGCUCGCCACAGUCUUUCAGCCGCUGCCUUAAGGAGCAAGCCUGCAGAACGUUAAAGGGAUCGGGUCCCUUUCUUGCAUCCCUUGCCUCAGCCCACAGGCCGUGCUCUCGAUAGCUUUGGCGCCUCGUCUUUCUGCUGUUGGUCACCUUGCCGUGGUGAUGGGAACUGUGCUUGGGGG